Messenger RNA from Neogale vison (American mink), 2837 nucleotides. RefSeq names its product XK related X-linked (gene XKRX). The transcript is spliced from 3 exons. The coding region runs from base 128 to 1477 and encodes 449 amino acids. Gene Ontology annotation, cellular component: membrane. The record is from RefSeq and is a predicted model, not a curated record. Lineage: Eukaryota; Metazoa; Chordata; Mammalia; Carnivora; Mustelidae.
UCUCCAUUCUGGAAUUGACCUUGACCGCUCUCUUAGAUACUUGGACUGCAGUGGCUCCAGGGUUCUCUUGAGUGGGGGUGGGGCUUGCUUUGCUCUGAAGACCAGACUACUACACUAACCCUCGACAAUGGACCGAGUUUAUGAAAUCCCUGAGGAGUCCAACGUGGAUCCAAUUUCAUCUCUGGAGGAAGAUGUCAUCCGUGGGGCCAACCCACGAUUUACCUUCCCAUUUGGCAUCCUCUUCUCCACCUUUUUGUACUGUGGGGAGGCUGCAUCUACCUUGUACAUGGUUAGAAUCUAUCGAAAGAAUAGCGAAACCUACUGGAUGGCAUACACUUUAUCCUUCUUUAUGUUUUCAUCCAUUAUGGUCCAGUUGACCCUCAUCUUUGUUCACAGAGAUCUGGCCAAAGACAAGCCACUAUCAUUAUUUAUGCAUCUAAUCCUCUUGGGACCUGUUAUCAGAUGUUUGGAGGCCAUGAUUAAGUACCUCACACUGUGGAAGAAAGAGGGGCAGGAGGAGCCCUAUGUCAGCCUCACCCGAAAGAAGAUGCUAAUAAAUGGCGAGGAAGUGCUGAUAGAAUGGGAGGUGGGCCACUCCAUCCGGACCCUGGCUAUGCACCGCAAUGCCUACAAACGUAUGUCACAGAUCCAAGCCUUCCUGGGCUCAGUGCCCCAGCUGACCUAUCAGCUCUAUGUGACCCUGAUCUCUGCAGAGGUCCCCCUGGGUAGAGUUGUGCUAAUGGUUUUUUCCCUGAUCUCUGUCACCUAUGGGGCUACCCUCUGCAAUAUGUUGGCUAUCCAGAUCAAGUAUGAUGAAUACAAGAUUCGCCUCGGGCCAUUAGAAGUCCUCUGCAUCACCAUUUGGCGGACAUUGGAGAUCACUUCCCGCCUCGUGAUUCUGGUGCUCUUCUCAGCUACCUUGAAACUGAAAGCUGUGCCAUUCUUACUGCUUAACUUCCUGAUCAUCCUCUUUGAGCCCUGGGUUAAGUUCUGGAGGAGUGGUGCCCAGAUGCCCAAUAAUAUUGAGAAAAAUUUCAGCCGAGUCGGCACCCUGGUGGUACUGAUCUCCAUCACUGUUCUCUAUGCGGGCAUCAACUUCUCUUGCUGGUCAGCUUUGCAGCUGAAAUUGGCAGACAGGGACCUUGUUGACAAAGGCCAGAACUGGGGGCAUAUGGGCCUGCACUACAGUGUGAGGUUCGUAGAGAACGUGGUCAUGGUUUUAGUUUUUAACUUCUUUGGAGUGAAAGUGUUGCUGGAUUACUGUCAUUCCUUGAUUGCUUUGCAGCUCAUCAUUGCUUAUCUGAUUUCCAUUGGCUUCAUGCUCCUUUUCUUCCAAUACUUGCACCCAUUGCGCUCACUCUUUACCCACAACGUAGUGGACUACCUCCAUUGUGUCUGCUGCCGUUGGCACCUUCGGGGCAGGAUUGAGAACUCAGAGCUACCCUGUGAUGCCCAAGCAAGGCAAAGUAUUGUCUGAGAUUCUAUCUUCUGGGUCCUUCGGGAUAGGCUGGGGGUGGCCAAGAGCAACUUUGAAAUUGAAGGAGAGGAUGAGGCUCAUAGGUGAGUACCCACUGGGACAUUUUCUUGAAAUUUCUGGUAAGCUCCUAAGAAGAAAGAGCAACUCCCAAAUAGGUUUUAUUUCUUUAAGACUGACUGCUAUGUUUGGAAACCUAGGGUAGCUAAGAAGGUUAGCUUACCAAGAAGGUUCAGAGAUACUGUGAACAGCUCCCCUCCCACCCAGGGCAGCUCUUUGGCUGCCCAAGGGGAUAAUUUACCUCCAAGCACCUUAAGCUCUCUCUCUGUGUGAUCUUGUUACUCUGCUCAUUUGCUCCAGGGCAUUACUGAGCUUUCCUAAGGCUGGGAUGAAUGCCCAGAAUUCCACCAGAAUAUAUACUGACUGAUCAGAGAUGUGACAAUUUGUUGAUUAUGGGUACCUCCCAGGAAACUGGCUGAUUAAUGUGGAAUUAUAACUGUAAGCAUGGCUGGAUUUUAUUUUUCUUAAUUCCACUAAGAAACUCUAGUUUAAGAAGAAAACCCCCACUAUUAAAAGAGCUGCUCCCCAAACAAGUUAGCUUAGCAUUGGGAUUUUAGUAGUGAUCAUAGUGAUCAAAGACCUCUCUUUUCAAGCAACCCUUCCUAGGCACACUCCCAGGAGGGAGUGCGGAGUAGGAUUCCUACAGGGCAUAAUCCAGAAUGACUCUUUCUCAGGGACCUGCAGGGGCAUCCAGCUUGUGGAAUGGAGUGGUUGAGUAAAAUCUCUCACUUCCUGCCUUGUUAUCAGGAAUUCCCUCCAAACUGGUUUUUCUGUGCUCAUGGCAGUUUACUACUUGAGAUAGAUUUCAGAGAAGCGGAGCUGUAAUUGAAAAUGUUUCUAAUGUAUGGAAGAAAUGAAGAUUGCUUUGAGUCUCCUACUCUUCUGAGUAUUUUGCUGGCUUGUUUUUUUUCCCCCCUAGGGGAGACAAAAGGUAAUGAUAGUUGGAUUAUUACCUUCCUCCUGUUUGGGGUUUGCGGGGCAGCUAAUACUCCAAGGUAGAGUGAAGACAGAGAAGGGAAACCAGAUCACAUUAACUCAUCAUUGGUACUGGUUUUUGACCACUGGGCUUUAUUUUCUAAUAAGGAAAUGUUUAUUAAUCUUCUGCUCAUUCCCACACUCCCAAUGAAUGAAUGCAUAUCUCCCUUUCUCAUGAAUCUCAUAUCCAUGGGUAUUUUGAUGGGGAUGUCAGCUCAGAUGCCUCUAAGGUAACCAAGGAAUUGAGGUUAGUAUGGCCACUGUCUAUUGGGGCCUAGUAUCCCAGCAUUUACCUAAUCCUUACCCCUUACAGACGAGGAAAGUAGAG